This is a messenger RNA of Lymnaea stagnalis (great pond snail), 17770 nucleotides long. The record is from the annotation of a GenBank genome assembly. Lineage: Eukaryota; Metazoa; Mollusca; Gastropoda; Lymnaeidae.
UACAUUGUUAAUCGGUUGGAUUUAUACACUUAAAUUUAUAAUGAUUUCCAAAUAAUACCAUUUCUUUAUAAUUAACACAUUUCUUUCUAGUAAACUAUAGGUUUUCCCCACACUCUUCUUUGUUAAAAAGUAUUUAAGAACUUUCGUUUUGGGUCACGUGACCCAGGGAUAAUAAAGCACAUUUCCUUUUCUCAUCACGACUAUAAAGACGAAGAUGACUGCCCCGGCUGCCCCAGCAGUAAUUCAAAGAGCUGUUGUUAAACAGGUACCAAUGCCGGUUAAGAUUUUGAGAGUUGUUAGCCUCAGUAAUAUAUGACGUAAUAUGUGUGUUUUUAUGUAGGAAAUGUCAUUAGUUUGUUCCAGUAACUCUUCCAUAUUUCAGUCUUCGACAUAACCAACGUUUACGUCUACGUUACACAGUAACACACUAAUGACAAUGACUGACUUAACAUAGUUAUGUUUACUGCUACUACACUACAGAAUACAGCUAGGCAAUUUAUCCCACAAUCAGAUAGGCUUCUGGGUUUGCUAUUUUUGAACUAACAUCACUGCCUGUUCCCCGAAAUCAAUUCAAUUCUAAAUGUUGAUUUUAAUUUUAUUCAAUUUUCAAUUAAUUAAAUUAAUUAAUACAAUUAUAUGUCUGCCAAUAUAUAACUAAUAUUCAUUUUAAAAUUCAUUGUCAAUAUUAAAUAUUAUCAUUACUGACAAUAUUAGCCUAGACCCAGGGUCCUAUAAAUUUUUACUUCUCACUAACGCAACUGUCACUUACACUAAGAGUAAGAUUAGUAAGAAAUUAAAUUAACUUAAAAUUCUCUGAUAUGGUAGGCCUAAUUAACCUAUAUCACUGUGUCAGAGUCAUUGUGUACUGAGCUGGGCACUGGUAUCCGUAGGGAAUAGGGCUAAACCAAAAGUCAUAAGUCAUAAGCGUGUCUACAUUAAAUCAAUUUAUAAAUUCAGUUUUAUGUAGGCCUAGAUUAGCUUAGUUAUUUUAUUCUGGUUUAACAUAUAAUUUAAAUGAAUAAAACCAAAGGCAUGACAUGAGAGGCCUAAUAUUAAUAACAUUAAUUUACAUCAUUUCAUCUUUGUUAUCCAUCUUAUAAAACGAGAAGAAACCUGUCAUUCUUGGAUUAAUUAUUCUCGACUGAAUUUAAACUUUUGACAGCACUCUUAAAAUAAAAUCACAAUAUUAAAAUGGAUCCUCCCUACACUACGGAUUUUGUAUAUGGUUCUGAUUCCUUAAUCUGGUAGGCUUAAUUAAAAUUUAAUUCAUAUUGUCAUAGUCUUGUGCAUCAAUUUUAUAUCAGUUGUUAAUAAUUCAUUAUUAUAAAUAGGUCUUGUCAGGUGACACUGUUGUGUUACGUGGCCAGCCAAAGGGUGGACCCCCACCAGAAAGAACUGUUUGCCUCUCAAAUAUUACAGCACCAAAAUUAGCAAGAAGAGCGAAUCCAAAUGUUGAUACUUCCGUUGAAACAAAAGAUGAAGUAAGCACGAUUUUAUUUGUUAAAAUUCAACAUUUUUUUUUCACAUGAACAUAAACUUUACAGAAUGCAAUGACCUGUAUAUUAUUCAUUAUAAUUCUAAUCUUAAGGCAUUUUUUCUCUUCUCCAGCCUUGGGCUUGGGAAGCUCGUGAGUACCUGCGGAAAAAACUAGUUGGCAAAGAAGUUGUAUUUACUGUUGAAUACAAAGUUCCAGGAACUGGUAGAGAAUACGGAAUAAUUUAUCUUGGGAAAGGUACUGUUGUUCCAUUUGCUAUAAAAAUUUUCAGUUUGUACUGUUAGAAACAAAUUCAAUGAAUUUGUACCAAUUCUUAAAUUUUCUUUAAGCCAUUUUAUGAUAUUUUUGUUACUUUUAAAAUUUUAGAUACAUCUGGAGAGAAUAUUACUGAAUCCCUGAUUGCAGAAGGUCUAGUUGAUGUUAGGAAGACGGGUCUUAAAAGUGAUGAGUAAGUCUUAAAAUAAAAAAUAGCUGGCUAAGAUAUAUGGCUGGGGAAUAAAUACUUGUUGAAGUUGAAGGCUUGUUUUCAAAGGGCUGUGGGCUUUAAUCACUAGACCCCCCUGGGAUUGACACUCUUUCACCAAACAAUCCAUUGAUGGAAAUGUGCUCCAAUCCUUUUUGCUUUACUAUUGAUAAGUUAUCUCAAGGAAAAUGUGUAAAGUACAGGUAAAGCCUUUUCAUUUGGGCUCCUUAUGAAAUUUAUAACAUUGCUCUUAAUCAAACAAAAAAUUCAGACAGCCUAAGGUUUAAAUUACUUCACGAAAUGCUUAUUAAAAUUUGUAUUUAUACUGUUUUUGCUAUAAGAUAAGUAUUGUCAUACUUUAAUUAGUGAUAUAUUGAUAAACUGUAUAAUUUUUUUCCAUUUCUCGUCUUAUGAUUGAUCUAGUUGUCAAUUUUUAAAAUAAAAAGUCUUAGUAGAAAUAAUCUAUGUCAACCCAAGAUAAGUGAGAGUGAAAAAGUGGAGACUGAGGGUGAAGAAGUGGAGAAAGAGAGUGAAUAAUUGGAGACUAAAAUCUUUGCAUGUUGUCUCAUAGUUAUGUAGUAGAUUUCCUCUUUUGAUUCUUAUGCUGUUGCGAGAGCUUCCUCUGUUGUACAAAACAUACGUUGAGUUUUACGCUUUCCUAUUUCUUCCAUAUAUCUGCUUUUUAUCAAUGGAAAGCUGAUAACAGCAUUGCUUUUUUUUUCCUCAAGUCCAAACCAACAGAGACUGGCUCAGCUUGAAGAUGCUGCAAGAGCAGCAGGCAAAGGGAAACAUGCUGAAGGAGAGGCCAGCAAGCAUGUUCGUGACAUCAAGUGGACCAUCGACAACCCACGCCACUUUGUGGACUCACAUCACAAUAAGCCAAUAGAUGGUGAGCUUACAUUCAUUUAAAAUGAUUUGCAAAGCUUGAAAAAAAAAAAAGAAAAUUGUGUAUGAAUGUGCUCAGCCAAUAAUUUCAUGUCAUCUUAUCAUUGCGCUUUAUGUGUUCACAGCUGUCAUUGAACAUGUGAGAGAUGGUUGUACAGUGAGGGCAUUUUUGUUGCCAAGCUUUGAAUAUGUCACUGUUAUGCUUGCAGGCAUCAAGGUACGGCAUCCUUUAAAGAACUUAUUAGUCAAUUCAAUUAUGAAACCAAAAAAGAAAAAAAAAAGUAUAAUGCAAAGCUAUUAAAGCCAUGUACCGGUAUUGUCACUGAAAGUUCCACUAAACACCUGUCACUGAAACUUACACUAAAGACCUGUCCCUGAAAGUUCCACUAAACACCAGUCACUGAUACUGACACUAAACAACUGUCCUUAAAAGUUACACCAAACACCUGUCGCUGAACCUUAGACUUAUCACCCCACGCUUAUCUAACUUUAUGAAUUUCUGUUUGGUGGUUUUGUCAAAUAAAAUAUAUAUAUAUUUAUUCUUGUGAAAAAUAAGUACCAGCGAUUAAUUUUUUUUCCGUUAAACAAAUUUAAGUUGGGAUUAGUCUUUUCUUGAUAACAUUUUUAUGGCUAAGUAGUACACUUGGAGAUACUCACCCACUAAGGAGGUGUUCCAAAUGUUUCAAACAAUUACUGUAAAUAAUAAAACAGUUUUAUUUUACACAAAAAUAAAAAUAUUUUUAAAUGCUGUAAGAGUAUUUUGAUUAUGGGGUAUCUGCGUGUAUGAGCUCGGAAGUUUUAAAACUGUCUUUUGUACAUUAAUUCAAUAUAAUAUGUGUAUGCUGAUUGGUCUCCUCCCAGUGUCCAAUGAAUAAGCAGGAUACAGAUGGGAAGCAAGUACCUGAACCCUUUAUGGAAGAAGCCAAAUACUUUACGGAGUCGCGGCUGCUUCAAAAAGACGUCAAAAUCAUCUUGGAAGGGGUCUCAAAUCAAAAUCUGCUAGGUACAGUUCUUCAUCCAGUAAGUUCAGAGUUUUGUCUUGAUGUGUUUAAAAAUUGGCAGCCAUCGCUAACUAUUGUGUAGGCAGCCAUUGUUCACUAUUGUGUAGGCAACCAUUGUUAACUAUUGUGUAGGCAGCCAUUGUUAACUAUUGUGUAGGCAGCCAUUGUUAACUAUUGUGUAGGCAGCCAUUGUUAACUAUUGUGUAGGCAGCCAUCUAUUAUGUAUGCAGCCAUUGCUAGCCAUUAUUGUAUAAAAUGUACAAAACAUACUUCCAAAUUCCUCAGCUAUAAAGAAAAAGGGGGUUCAAAAUUUACCAAAAAUGUAUUUGAUAGGGCUUGCAAUUUUGUUCCAACUUACUAUACUUUGUACAAAUACAAUGACUCAAGUCACGAAAUAAGCAGACCUGUUUACUCUUACGAUUUUGGCGUACAAUAUACGAUUUUGAGGUGUAUAGAUUGUAUAUACUGUAUGUUUUUUUUUUACUAUGAAAAUAACGUAUUAAAUGACAUUGUGAUAAUAUUAUACGAUUUUAUGAGUUUGAGGGUAAACAGGUCUGAAUAAGUGAUUUUUUCAAAUACUCUUCUGUCCCUCUUUCUCUAUUCCUGAUCUGAAAAGGCUUGUACAUUUAUAUUUGCAGUAAUACUGAAACUGAUUUAUGAAAAGAAACACAUUUUUUUUUUUGUAGAAUGGCAAUAUCACAGAGUUUUUGUUGAAAGAAGGUUUUGCUCGUUGUGUAGACUGGUCGAUGGGAGUUGUUUCUCAAGGAGCUGAAAAACUUCGCGCUGCUGAAAAGUAGGUACACUUCGUGUAGCAUCAAAGUAGGUUACAAUGUGCUAAUAUUAAUGUUGAUAUUUUUUAGAGGUAUUAUUUCUGUGUUAGAGAAUCAGAUACAGGGUUCUUCCAAAUUUGUGCUUGCCCGUGGAUGACUUCCAUUUUUUCCUGUCGGGUUGAUUCCAAAAUCAUGUUUGCUCUAACCUCAAUUCCAGUUAGUUUUGUAGGAAUACUUUCAAUCUGAAUGAUUUCUUUCCUUUCAAUUCCCAGCAUUUUUUCCCCUAAAAAAUUAAACCAGUUUUUAAACCCAACUGGCUGACCUAGUAGUUUAAUAAAAGGGCAUCCAGUGAAAUAGGAUUAUAUCAGCAAAAAUUGGAUUACAUCAGCCAUAAUGGGAUUAUUUAUAUACGCCAUAUCUUAAUCAUUGCAUAAAUUAUAAACAAAUUUGGGUGAACUGCCCUUUCAUUUGAAAUUCUCCAUUUUAUUUCUGCAGAUCUGCCAAGGAUAAGAAGCUUAGGAUAUGGAAAGAUUACAAACCGUCAGAGUCAAGCAUAAACAUCAAAGACAAGUCAUUCUCUGGAAAGGUGAACAUUUUUACAGCUUAGUUAUAAUGUCAAAAAUGUCCCUUUUUUUUCUGGCAUCCAUCCAUCACAAUGGUGUAGACUUGUCACAAUGUGAUGAUGGUGUGGACUUGUCACAAUGUCAUGAUAGUGUAGACUUUGCAGGAUGAAAUCACAACCCCUGGGAUUUUUUUAUUUCGGAGGAUAAGAUGUUUCCCUAGACGGAAAAUCACAUCUCUCCACGCACCUGGAUAACCCAAGGGAACAUCAUGUGUGGAUGUUACAGCAUGGCAUCGGUGCCGUCGCAGGAACGGAAUUAUCAUAGUAACAAUGUCAUUCCCCGCCUACGGGACUCCAUCUCCGGGUUUGAAUUCAGAGUUUCCCUUCUCUUAGAUGAGUUGCCAUCCAAGGUUAACGAGUCCCAUCCACCCGGGGUGCUGGUGGUGUUUUUGCUCUCCUCAUCUUUUGCUGGGGAUUGAACUCCAGUCCACAAACUAUGGAUUGACUCUGUUAAGACCGCUCGACAAAAGUAUACAAACAAUAAUUUUAUGUGAUUGCUCAAAUGUUGCAGCUCACUUGGUAAUAAUAAUAAUAGUCAUGUUUGUACCAUAAAAAAUGAACACAUUUUGAAAAUGGCAUUUUACCACUUAUGAAUGUACCUGGAACUGGUUUAUAACCAAGUCUUUUCAAAAUGUUUUGUUACCAUUUAUGAAUGUACCGGAAAAUGGUUUAUAACCAAGUCUUUUCAAAAGUUACUCCCCUUUUUAGUUUUGCUAGGCAGCGUACUUUGUUUAACCUUUUUAUACUUUUUUCAAACUCUUUUUAUAUGUUCUUUACAUUGUCAAACCUUUUAGUCUCAUUUUAUACAUACUUUACAUUCUCAAAACUGGUAUUAAUUUGCCUAUACUAUAAAUUGUCUCAUUUAAUUUUAAACUGUGCAUUAUUUCUUUCAGGUUGUUGAAGUUGUCAAUGGAGAUGGUCUUGUAAUCAAAUUAGAAAACUCAUUUAAAAAAGUUUUCCUUGCAAGCAUUAGACCCCCACGGUAAGAACAAUUUGAAGCAGUUAUCUUACUUUUAAGCACUGGGUCUUAUGGUUUAUUUUUAGAACUCUUUUUAUGAAUUUUUCAAGAGAAAUGAAUAUUUUACUUGUAACAAAAUUGAUAUCCAUUGGGGGAAAAGUCCUAGCAGUCCUAUGGUGUCAAACUGAUUUUAUGAAUACCUCGGUACCUAAUUUUUUCUUAUUGUAACAUUUUUUUUUUUUACGGGUGACUAGUUUCAACAUGUUCAUGUUAUUACUUGCAUAAUAUGAUGCUCCAUUUCUUAUUAUUGGAACAAACUUGUAUGACAGAAAUAUAUGUAGAUGUCAUACUUUACUGAAACACCAAUGAUAAUAAUAAAUGCUGCAUAUUUCUAUGUUAUGAAUGCGUCCAUCUCCAAUGCAGUUUGUUUUAUUCUUAGCCCUGCAGAUGCAACAGGGGAUGGUCCGGUUAAAGAAACAACAAGCAAGAGAUCCAGACCCCUCUAUGAUAUUCCCUACAUGUUUGAGGCCAGGGAGUUUUUGAGGAAAAAACUGAUUGGGAAAAAGGUAUUUGGGAUUUUAAAUAAAUAUUUUCUCAUCAAUGGGUUCUCAAAGAGUGCGCUUGUGCUGCUAUGAAAUCUGAAAUUUUUUUUGCGAAUCAAAAUCUAGUUAAGAGGGUUACAAAUAUAAUUUUUUGUACAAGAAUGGAAAAAAAGUUAAAUUCAAAAUAAAAGUGUAAAGGCUCAGGCAAAGAUGGUUUGAUUCCACUGUCCUAAACAGUAUUUCAAAAGAUGCUAAGAAUUUUUGGAAACUAGUAUAGGACUGAUUUUUUCCUGGACAUAAAUCCAAGGUGUUGCUGAACUGUUGUGUUAUUUAUAAUUUUGCUCUAAGACAUUAUAAAGACUUAUCCCCAAAUCCUUGAGACGUGUUUUCUGAAAGUUGUUCUGCAUGACCUACAUGAAAGGUUAUACUAUGUAAAAAGAUUUUUAAAAUGUUUCCAUACCAGUUUAUUCAUUUCUUUGCAAAAGAUAUUGUGUUAACCAAGUACUAAACUGUUCAGGUGAAUGUAGAGGUUGAUUACAUUCAACCGCCAAACCAAGGUUACCCAGAGAAAACUUGCUGUACAGUCACCAUUGGUGGAAUGUAAGCAUUGCAUAUUUGUCAUUCGUUCUCUGUACACUUGCUCGUUAUCAUGUAUUCGACUUCAACAAAUUUAAAGCCUGGCACAAAAAUAAAAUAUCUCUCUUUAAUAUUGGGCUUUAAUAAACACACGCUUUACCCGUUGAGAUGAUUUUUUAAGAAGACAUCUCUUGGGUACAGAAAGCAACUUUAAAAAACAAAUUUAAUUCCCCGGUUUUUAUUUCAAGUAAUGUCGCUGAAGCCCUCAUCAGUAAAGGGCUGGCCACUGUGAUCAGAUACAGACAAGAUGACGACCAGAGGUCGUCCCACUAUGAUGAAUUGUUAGCUGCUGAAGCGAGGGCUGUGAAAAAAGGAGCUGGACUUCACAGUAAGAAAGAAGCGCCCAUCCACAGAGUCGCAGAUGUAUCAGGGGUAAGUCAUUUGGUUUUGGUCGGGUUGACCUGUUUGAAAGUUUAAUCAUCAUUAAAAACAAUUGUCCUUUGAAACAUCCAUUAACGGCAUUGGUCGGGAGCACCGAGUGCCACUUCAAUUUCAUUGUUCACUAUUUGUCAAAUAAAGACUGUUGACAUUAAAACGAAUCAGAAAAUUCGGUAUGAAAGAUACAAUUAUUGACAUUGUUUUUGUCCGAGCAGGAUGUAGCUAAAGCCAAACAGUUCCUACCAUUCUUACAAAGAGCUGGAAGAUCAGAAGCCGUUGUGGAGUUCAUUGCCAGUGGAUCAAGAUUAAGACUGUAUCUACCCAAAGAAACCUGCCUCAUCACUCUUCUCAUUUCUGGUCUGUUGGUUUUUUUUUUUUAAAGAGAAAGCUACACUUAGUCUAAACCUACACUGGUAGUCUAUUGCAGUAUUUUUCAUCAGUUUAUGUUAACUAGCUGUGCUAGCUUUAUUAGAUAGAAGUGCUUGACUCUAUAUUAUGUGCUCUUCCCCCCCCCCCCCCCCCCAANUCCAAACCAGGAAUUGAAUGUCCAAAAGGAGCUAGAACGUUACCUAACAACCAGAGCUUCCCUGCUGAGCCUUUUGGAGAAGAAGCUUUGCUCUUCACAAAAGAAAUGUGUUUACAACGAGAGGUAUGGAUAUUGUAUAAUCUGAAGAUAUAUGUUUUUUUAAAAAGCAAAUGACAUUUUAAAACAUAAUAAUUAGGUUAGUUUUAAAUUUUGACUAUUUUAAGGACACUCACUUGAUAGAACUUUUUAAUACAGGAAUUUUGAUACCUGGUUUAUUACAGUAGCUCAAUAAAUACAAAAAGUUAUGAAGUUUUAAAAUUUGAUAAAAAUCGAUACAAAACUGGCAAUUUUUUAUUUUGUCAAAUCGUCCAUUUUUGUGGAACCAUAACUACUAAACUAAUAAUCCUAGAAAUCCAAACUUGGUGUACUUGCUCAAAAGUUUACAUAUUUAAAGCCCAAUAUUUUUAAAGCAGCUAUAAACAUUAAUUCAAAAGUUAUUAAAAAAUAAAAAAUAACAAGAUUGCUUUUUAGUCGUUUUUAUUUUCCGACUGCAAAAGUGGGAAAAUACACAAUUUCAAAAAUUUGCUUAAAAAAUUGCAUUGUCUUACAUUUCAUUUAUACCAUUGUUUUUAUACUCAAUUUGAAAAGCAUUAUCAGCAAUUAUGUUUAUUUUGCUAGUCAUUACAAUGCCAGAUAAAGCUACAGGAUAUUAUAAACCCAAUUGACCUAUGCAUAAUAUAGGAGCCAGAAUGAUCAAUUCAUUGAUCAUUCUUUGAUCGUGGGCCCUUAAAAUAAAGAAGAAGAAGAAGAUAAUUUUAAGCAGCACAACAUGCACUAUGCCUUAAUAGCGUCAAGAAACAUUUAAAGGCACUAAAAUAAGUUUGAAAGUACCCACUUAACGAUUUUUUAUUUUUUUUUACAAAAGUAAGGUUUUAAAAAAUGUGUUUAGAAAAUACAUGUUAUCACAUAAUUGUGAUAAAGGCGAAGCAAUAUGAUGUCAGAUGUGUUAACUAUUAACUAAAAGACAAAUAACAAAAGUGAAUGCAGAGUAUCAUGAAAAAUAGAUGGCAAUUAAGCAUGAAUUUAAAUUAAAUAUUUGGGAAAUGCGCUGCCUAUCUACUGGGGGGUGACUGUCAGGGUAAGCUUCUGUAAGUAAUAUUUAAUAGCGUUGUUGGUCUUAUUCCCCUGUAGCUUGAAAAGUGCAUUAUCAAUAGCAAUCAUCAACUCUAGCCACAAUGUUUGACCAAGGGUCAUCACAGGUUUCUCCACUAUGGAAUAAACAAUUCAAUUCAGACCGUGCAGCAUACAAUAUUGUUUUAAGUACAGUAAAUCAUUAAUCAUUGGAUCUGGGAUUCCAUAAUUCUUAUUUUAAUGAAAGAAGUAUGUUUGAACUGUUUAAAUAGUGAUAGAAAUAUUUUUUUACCAGAAGUCAAAUCCAAGUCUCGGGACAGUUCUCUCUGUAGUAGCAUUGUCUUUGCUUUCUGACUGUACAGUGUCCUCCAAGGCCAAGGGCCAGCUUCCUUCACCGCCAUCAUUGAUAGUCACCAGUUAAUAGAUUCAAUAAUCAAAUGAAAAAAAAGAAUCAUUAUUAAACUAGUCACUAUUGUGUGGCAUCAAUAUUGCACAAAUGUUUUGUUAAAGUUAAUUAGGACAAUUUGAGAUUUCUAGGCAUUGGGUGAGUCCAUUUUAUUAGGCCUGAGAUAAACGUAAGGUAGUGGCGGUAGUGCUGGCGAGUCUAAGAUCAAAUAAUAUUGCAACAAUUCAAACUCAGAAGUAAGUUUCAUUGAAUUGAAAUACAUUUUGAACAACCUCAUUGUCAAAAAAAGCUUACAAAUUUUUAUUCAAUUAUCUUGUGUCAUAUAAUGUUUUAUUCACUUGACGCCUCCUACCACAGAUGAUAAUUUGCGUCGGUCCACCCACAUGCAGUCUUGCCGGCAUUCAUUUUUAUCUUCUUGAUCGGACAGAAACCCCCUAUAACAUCAACCAUAAUAACUUUUUAAAAUCGUAUCUUUAAAAUGGACCCAGACACGCACCCGUUCGCACCCGGGUACCAUUAUACUCCAGCGCUUCGAAUGUCAUUUGUGGUAGUUUAUUUUAGUUAAAAUGAAGAAGUAAGUUUACAAAUGUCAAGUCCAUUCAAUUAUCUUUCAUUUGAUACCUCAUUUUGUCUUACAAACCCAACAAUAAUAUUUUUAAUAGUUUUUUAAUCUUAACCUCACACUUCUGGUACCUGGCCUCGAAUAAUCGCAACCUUUAUAAAAUACAGUAACAGAUCAAACAUUAUCCUGUCUACAAUGAGUCAAUCAAUGUUUUUGAUCACUAACUCUCCUCAAUUAAAUACAUUUUGUCCAAUCAACAACAUGUCUCCCAGCCAAGUUCACAAUCAACACAAUGGUUCCACAUCCUUAAAAUUUAUCCAAUAUCUGACACAAUCUAUGUUUAACUCAUUUCUAACCAACAUUUUCAGUUACUAAUACAUUAUAUGAUAGUUUAAUUCUUUUACUUACUUGUUGAUUCAAGUCUCAAACAUGGCUAAAAAGCUCCAGCGCGCAUCAAGCGGCUAAUGCUAGCGGUGUGGAACUGAAAAUGGGUUUUUUAUUGUAAACAUCGCCGCUUCACGCCUAUCAUUUCCACUCAUUUGAUCUUAUGUAUUAAAUAGUAAAAAACCUCAGCUUGCCUAUGGUGUAAAGAAAGUACUAAUAUCUGUGUGUUUACUCCCAUCUUUCUUUUACGAAAGUUUUCAACCGGCUUUUUCAAAAUGAAAUAAGCAAGGUAGAUAUACUUUCUAUAUAUCAAACAAAAGCCCAAGAUCCUUACUUUCAAGUGGUAGAAAAAUUAUGCUUCUCAGUUGAUUAGGUGCGGAGUGCUAGAUAACACGAGUCAAAACAAAAAUUUACAAACAAGUUUUGAAAGCCGCUGGCGAAAUGGACCCCCCCCGCCCCCGCCGACUUUUCAUAAUUAUAAAACAUUCUCAUAAUACAUUUAAUUAACAUAAAAAUUGCAUAUUCUGUUAGAUAAGAGUUAAACUUUAAUCUCAUAUUAAUUUUAUUUGUGUAGAAUUAGUACAAGUGAGUCAAAUAUCCAUCUCAAAAACAAUAAAAAUAGGGAAAAAGGCUGAUUUUCCCGGUUUGUUUAUUUAUUUAUUUAGGCAUUUUUUAUAUAGCGCUUACCUUAAAGCUCUAAGCGCUUUACAAUUAUUAAAAACAUGUAAACUAAGUAAAAUAAAAAUGAGACACUAGGAUAGUAACUACUAUACUAUAGAUAUUAUGUUGAACUAACAAUAAUAAUUAAUAAAUAAUGUCAAAAAAUUGUCAGGAUUCAAUUAUUGUCCCAGAUUAACAAUGUAUCUACAUAAAGGAAAAUGUGUACAUUAGUUAGAAGCAUUAUAAUUAGUAAUGUAGUAGAAAUCAAGUUUUAAAAAAAUAAUUUUAUUCAUCUUUUUUUUUGCUAUUAAGAAUUAUUUAAAAGGUGUGGUGGAUUUGAUUCAUUUUUAACAUUUAAGUUUUAAAAUAUCACUCCUACCAUAAACAGAGUAUCGAAUUUUUGGGUGAGUAAAAUAUUUGUAAAAAAAUUAAAUCAGGGUUGAUAUUGUUAAAGGUCUUCAUGUCAGAAGGGAUUACAGGUAUUUUUAUAUCGAAGGAUGUUGGGCUAAAAUAACGUUGGUAUAGUUUUCAUUGUGGUUUUUGUUUCGUUUGUCUUCAGUGAUCUUGGAACUGAAUAAUAUCACAUGCAUUUUGAUUAUAAUAAUAUUUUAUUUAAGCCAUUAGUUGGAGAGCCAUUUUUAAAAGUUAAUUUUAGUUCCACGUUGGGUUUGAGAGUAAUGUGUGGUUUAUUGAUGGUUAUAUUUUUCUUCAAAAGUUGUGCAAGAGAAAUGAAUUUUCCCUUUUUUUAAAAUGAUUAUUUAAAAAUUUUGUGCAUACCGGUACCAUUAAAUUAAAGCUUUACUUUAUAUUUUUGUCUAGGUGGAAGUUGAAGUUGAGGGCAUCGACAAAGGUGGCAACUUUAUUGGUUGGCUGUUUGUUGAUGGGACCAACCUGUCUGUCGCUUUGGUAGAGGCUGGUCUCGCAAAGGUCCAUUUCACAGCAGAGAAGAGCUCUUUCUACAAAACUCUACUAGAGAAGGAAGCUAAAGCCAAGCUGGACAAGUUUAAGGUAUGUACAGACAAUCAUCUUAGGAUGCCCGCUGGUCCUUUUUGUUUGCAUUAACUCUCCACUCACCAUGAUGACUGAUCCCUAAGCUUAUGGAGCUCUGUUGCUCUCGUGAGGACAUUUUCCAACGCUUUGUCUGAGUGAAUUUUUAAAAAUAAUAACUGUCUUUUAAAAAUUUUAUUUGUCGAGUAUGGUAUUCGUUUUGAUAUUUUUGCACGACAGCAAAAAAAACGUUUGGCUCUCCGGCCAGUUGAGUUGUUUUAAUCAAUAUUUUCCAACAUGAUAUUUCAAGGAGUCGUAACUUUCUAAACAGAUUUGGGCUAAUUACGUGGAGGAGAAGGAGAUCAAAGUAGAAGAGGAGCCGGUUGAGAGGAAGGUCAGUUACAGCCGCGUGAUUGUUACAGAGGUCACGGACUCAUUGACAUUCUUUGCUCAGAAUGUUGAUAAUGGUAAGCUUCUGUGGUUCCUUGAGAAAAGGGAGUAGAAGUUAACUCUUUGCAGCUCAUGGGUUUUUGUUCUUUUUUAAAAAUAUUUUUUAGGUCAUCUCACAUAAUGGGAUACCAUAAAAAGUUUAGCUAAUUAAUACCCAUCAUGUUUUGUGUUCAAUUGUUCAGAAAUGGAUGGAGAUUCAUAUUUUGUAAAUUGUGCUUGAAAAGGAUUGUGUUUUCUUACAAUCAUGUUUAAAGUGAUAAAAAAAUGAUUUUACAUAUUAACAUUUUUUCUUAACACAAACAACAUACUAUAGGAAGUAAAAAAAAGCAAAAAUAGUUUAAAAUUUAUUGUUUUUUAAUUCCGCAAUCAAAUAUACAAAAUCCAAAAUAAUAAUUUUACAAAUACAAACUGUUGGGUUUUUGAAAAUAAUUUUUGUGUGAAAUAUGCGUAAAUAGUGUUUUUAAUAAUAAUAAUAAUGAUAAUAAAGUUAAUUUGAAAAUCAUGCUUCAUCCCCAAAGGCUCGAAGCGCGGUACAUAGUCUAGUAUAUUAAAAGAGAAAUCAAACAAUCUAUAACAUACCACAUUGAAAUACAAAAUGCAACAUUGCAAAAAAUAUACGAGAAUACCCAUGCUAAGUCUUACAUACCUAACAACCAUAAACAACACAGGCCAAUACACAUCCACAAGAUAAUAGCUAGAUCGACUACAUCAUCCCAGAAGAUGUUUGCGAAAUAGAUAUGUCUUCAAAUCAGUUUUGAAAGACUCCAUUUUUGUGGUUAAAUUUUGACAAGUGACCCAAUUAUGCAAAAUUAUUCAAAUACAAAGUUUAAAACCUAUUUUAUUUAUAUUUAAAAGUUUAUAUUUAAUACAAGUACAUUUAAAAAUAUAUUAUAACAAAUAAUUUGAAUAAUUUUGUUUUUAAAUUAUUGAAAUUUAAAUAGAUAAUAAAUAAAUAGAAAAAUAAUAAUAAUAAAGUUAGGGCUUACAUAACUAAAUCAGGCCUAAACAUAUACAAAACAGUCUGAGUCUUUUGAGCCUAAGGGAUGUUCUAACAAUCAACAAUUAUUUCAAUUAGAUCGAAAUUUUUACCACAUUUCAAACAAUUAAUUACCAUUACAGUCUCACACUCUUUCUUUUCGAGACAGUAACACCGCAGCAUAGAAUUAGUCUCACGUCCAUAAAUAAAGAAAAUCUAAUAAAAUGUUCUGUGGGUGGUAAUUUCUUCCAGUUAGUGUAGAGCUACUUUUUUUUCUUCUCAUGCGGUUGGCAUUAGAAUUGGCGUAGUCACAAAUUUUCAACAUGACAGCAAAAGAGUGAAGAAAUUUCCUGUGGACGAUAAUUAGUUCAUUUGUAAAUUGCAGGUUAGCAUGACAUAAAAGCAGGAUUUUAUUGAUAUAACACAGAUCUACCAAUAUAAUAACAGCUUUAAUAAUAUAAAUUAUUAUAUAAAAAGAGAAUAACUUAUAUUAUAAGAAAAGUGAUAUUUUAAAAAAAAAAUAAUUAUCAAGCAUAAAAUCUAAAUCUUAGUAUUUUAGGCCUAUGCCUAUAGCCUAUUCAUUAGUACUGCAAUUAUAAGAUCAAAUAUUCCUUAGGGUAAUAAGGGGAGAGACUGCAAUCAGGUCAGCACAAUAUAAAAUGAGUAAAACAGAGUAGCGUCAUUUCUAGUUGUCUUUUUUUUCAAAGCAGCUAGCUCGAAUCGGUUCUCGACAAGAAAACAAAAUGGACGAUGUAAACUUGUCUCGGUCGCAUUUGUAUAAUAAUAAUUUACCUUAAUUUUUAUAAAUUACAACCAUUUUACUAUAACACUAAUUUUAUUUAACUAAAUAAAUGAUAAAUAUUACAACAAAUAAUAUUUUUUUUAAGUAAGCUCCUCCCCUUUCCUAUUGGCGAAAAAGCCGGAUUUCUCCAUGUUUGGGCCGUACAGAGUUAAAAAAUAUAUACAAGCAUUUUGAACAAAGGAUGCAUCUAACAGUUAAGCAUUCCAAUAAAUAAGUUUGAGAUUUUUCUAUACAAUUUCUUAUUCCUCCCUGCUAAACAGGAGCAACACUAGAAAAAUUGAUGGAAGAUUUGAGACAAGAAAUGGAAUCGAACCCACCACUCCCUGGAGCAUAUACUGCGCGAAAAGGGGAAGUAUGUGCCGCUCGCUUCUCACAGGACAACCAGUGGUACAGAGCCAAAAUAGAGAAAAUUGAAGGCAGCACCGCUUCAGUUCUUUUUGUUGAUUAUGGCAAUGUAAGUGGUGAAACAUAGCAUGUUUUAAAAAAAAAAUAUCGAUUUGAAACCUUUGGGUUUUUGUGAUGAAUGUUUAAUAUUUUCUAUUGUAACAUUUCUACGACUUCCAAGUUGCUUAUUUCAGUUAUUAGGAGUAUACAACCGUAAUAUAGCCUUUCAUUUGCUUAUUUCAGUUAUUAGGAGUAUACAACCCUAAUAUAGCCUUUCAUUUGCUUAUUUCAGUUAUUAGGAGUAUACAACCGUAAUAUACCCUUUCAUUUGCUUAUUUCAGUUAUUAGGAGUAUACAACCAUAAUAUACCCUUUCAUUUGCUUAUUUCAGUUAUUAGGAGUAUACAAUCCUAAUAUAGCCUUUCAUUUUCCUCCAGAGAGAAAAAACACCUGUGUCCGGUUUAUGUUCACUGCCAGCCAACUUCAAGACUUUACCUCCUCAAGCUACUGAGUACACUCUGGCCUGUGUGGCGGUACCCAGUGAUGUAAGUUUGUAAAAAAAAAUUUCCUUAUUGAAAAUCUGUCUUGUUGGUAUUAUCCUUUCAACUUCAAUAAUGAUCUUUCAGUUUUAAAUAUUCAAUAUACAGGGCUCAUUAAAAAAUGUCUAUAAUUGAUUCCCCCUUAUUUCUCGCCACUUAUAAAAGGCUAUUGAAAAAACUUUGUUUUUAUUCAUACUGAUUCUUCUUUUCAAUGUAGGAAGAAGCAAAGCAAGAUGCCGUUGAUGCUCUAUGCCAUGACAUCAUCAACCAGACGAUGCUUCUUAAUGUUGAGUACCGCGGAGGAAGCGGAAGCCCUGACUUCGUGUCGCUGAAGCACGCUGAAACAGAAGACGAUGUUGUAACGGGGCUUGUGACAGAGGGCUACUUGACGGUGGAAGCUCGUAAAGAAAAGAGGCUGGCAAAGAUUGUCUCCGAGUAUCAGAAAGCACAAGAAGAGGCCAAGAGACUGAGGGUGAGUGGGAAAUUAAAAUGUUCACCAAAAACAAAAGUGUAGUCACUAAGACAUUCAUAAUGAUUUGGACCUGGUAUCGUAAUGAUUUGGAUCUGGUAUCAUAAUGAUUUGGACCUGGUAUCAUAAUGAUUUGGACUUGGUACUCAACUAAAUCAAAAUAUAUUUCUUGCUGGAAUGUCUUUUUUCAUUCAAUUUGUUAAAAUGUCAUCCUAAUUUGCAACAUUAACAGCAAAUAAUCUAUUCUAUGAUCUCAUCUACAGAAAAACCUGUGGCGCUAUGGAGAUUUCAGAGAAGAUGAGGCCAGAGAGUUUGGGUACACCCGUUAAUGAGGGCAAAAAGCUAUGCUAACACGAGUUCAAACUAGUUUUCUAAUAGUCCCCUAAUUUUACAGUUCAGUGUGCAUUAUUUUUUAGUGAUAAAAUACUUUUUUCUUACAAUUUCUGUAACUUGAAGAACUGCAAAUUUUUCUGUAAAGUGUAAAAUUUAUUUGAGGUACCGGUACCGGUUUUAAACUACUGCAAGAUUAUACAUUUUUUAAUAGAUCAAUGGUUGGCAAUCAAUAGAUGCAGCUUAUUUAUUUUUUUUACUAUUCUAUAAUGAGAAGCUGCUUCCAAACUGUUCUUAUAGCAGACACAUAAUUUAUAAAAAAUGGUUCCUCACACAAAAAGUGUGCUGGUCUAGAUGAUUUUAUAUGCAACUUAUGUUAGAAGCAUACGUUCAAUAUUGAACGUUUUAAUCACAAAAGGCCUAUUUUUAGUGAAUCCUUCCUAAAAAAAAUUAAUAGGUACACUGAGCUUAAAUGUUACGUGGACUGAUGUCUCCUACACAAGUACUCGCUAGGCAUUAUACAUUGAAUUAUUUCUUUUACUAUGAGAGAAUGUUACUAUAUAUAUACAUUUAAUAUUCCUUUUUUUUUUCUUUCCACAAAUGCAGUCAGAAAAUGUAUGUAUUUAUUAAUGAUUCAUGUAUUUAUAUAUCUCAAAAUGUUCUUUUGAACGAGAUUCACGCAUGGAUCUGUAAGGCCGCAUUUUACACUUUUUAAUUCAAAGAGAUGUGUUCAUGGUGACAUUGCGUGUGAGUUAAGUCUGAUGCAGGGUGGAUUUAGGACCUUUGAGUUGAACCAAAGGCAAAAGUUAAGUUAGCAUUAACCAAAGCAAUGUUGGUAAUAUUUGGUUAAUCUAUUGCAACAAUGUGUCAUUAGAAUUCAUCUCCAUGUUGGUAUAUCUGAAACAGGUUGAAUUAGUAGGACAUGAACAAAUCAAAGGAGACCCUUCUGUUUCAUUAAACUUAACUUUAAAUUUGAUUGAAAUCUUUUCUGGAUCUCCCUUAAUCUCUAAAGUGUUUGCAGUAACCUUGUCCAAUCUUACUUAUCUUGUUUUCUGACUGUAUUCUUGCUCCAGGUGGUAAUGGGAAUCAAAAGAGAUUGGCACAGCAGAUGUGUUUUAUGACUGUUACCUCUUCCUCAUCAAAUUAUUUUAUCAUUGGCAUGAUUGUGUAAACUGAGAUUGACUCUACUUUUGAAUAUUACACCCAAAAAACAUUUAAAAAUUGUGUACUGCAUUUAAACUACUGGUUGAAAAAAGUAAUCUUUAAUUUUUAUUUCAUUACCAUGAUGACCAAUGAGAUAUUGACAAUUUUUAGCAUUAAAAGCAUUUAGCUGACUGGACAUUUGACUGGAUCAAAAUAUGACUGUUUUGCCAAAUAAACUGUUUGUGCUAAAACUAAAAUAAAGUUGCUUUGUU